CUUCCACCGGGCGCGUCCGUAGGUGGCGGAUAACGGGAUCCUCUGGGAACAGUCCCACUCCCAGGGGUAUCGUCCGAUCUUUUUCGUUGCAAGGAUUUCUAGGUGUUAGGUAGGUAGGCUAGGUGUAGGAGUAGGGUAGCCUAGUUAGGCUUUGCAACGAAAGAGAUCGGAUGACGCGGACCAAAACCAGCAGGGGGAGUUGCGGGCUCUCCACGCCCUUCACUCGCUGAAGGGUGUUCCUCCUGGAGACGCUCGGGCUCCCUCUCUCUUCCCCUUCUUCCCCUUUUUGUUUUUUCGGGUGACGUCCGACCCGUUUCGGACCUAACCCAUGGGUGAUGGUGGGCCACUUUUGGCCUGCCCUUCGAUGGAGAAGUGAGCCGGCGUUGCUUACGCAUCUUCCGGCCGCUGGUCGCCAUGUCCCCGGCUUCAGCUACAGGGGCACGCCCUCCAGAGGGGGGUACCGGUAUACCGGCGUGGCUUCGUCGUAGUUGCUCUCUUGAGCGUCGGGCGGUGGUCUGUCGUGUUGCUCGUUGCACUCGGCAGGCCGCCGGCCAACCCGUAAUCCUCACCGCGUGGGGGACGGGGGCCGCUGCCGCGAGGCACGGGGCCGCGAGGACGUAAACCUCUUUAAAAAAUACCCCAAUCCUAAGCUCUGGUGCCCGGCGAUGGGAUGAAUGGCUGGAGGGAGUCCAGUCCCAAGGGUACCAACCAGAUCCCAGGGGACCGACCCCUGGUUAAUCAAAAAGGAAAAAUGAAAAUGGCAACAGUUAAAGAAUUAUUACCCCAGGAGGGUACCUCCCGCUCUGCGGGGGGAGAAUCCCUCCGUGCGGUCGAGCGAUCGGCCGCACGCUGCCCCACCGUUUCUGGGGGGGGCAAACUUUGUCAAGACGAAGGGGGCGACGGCACGGGUCGCGUAAGGGACCGAGUUCCCACCGUGUUACUGGAGCGCUGUGACAGCCUGAUUUCCCUGCACUCGGCGCGAAGCUCCGCGAGGGGCGACGCGUCCAGUGGGAGGGAAACUCCGGCUCUGUUCGCCGAUAAUGUUCGGCAACGGACUCGGCGGAAGCGGAAGUCGGCUCGACGGCCGGCGUCCUCCGCUCCGUCUGACUCCUCGGAGGGUGAGCCUGCCAGCGCCAAAUAUAUGGCGUUGGCGGAAGGGCCGGCGACUGCUGCGGCGUCGCUCGCCACUAAUUGUGACGUUUCUUCCCGCGGACUGGAUGCUGCCUCCUUGGCGCAGUCCAGGGCCGCCUGCCGAAAGGCACCGAAUGGGACAGAGGUGGGAGAGGUCGAGCGACUGGAGCGCUCCCUGACGGAGGUGGGUCCCUAUGACCCUCUCCGUAGAUUAAACAUUAUUAAAAAACUUGUGUCCGCGGUGGCGACGAAGUCGAGCGCGGGCUUAAGGGGUGACUGCCUACGGGCCCUCAAAUCUUCAGCCACCUCGAUGGAGGAGAUAUUGGUGGAGGUGGUGGAGCGCACGACGGACAAGGAGAACGCGGACCUGCGGCGGGAGCUGGACCUUAUGCACGCCCGUUUUGCGCAGGUGAGCGAAGAGAACGGCCACCUGCGAGCUGAAAACGGUCAAAUCAAGGUUGACAUGGCAGAGCUGCGCACGCUGGUCAACGACCUGGUAGAGCAGCAGCGCAGCUCGGCCCCCGUUCCCCCUCCGCCCGAAGUGGAAGAUGAAAGCGAGGCCGAAGAGCUGAGGCGGCGCCUCUUAAUCUUGGAGGCACGCCGCUCCAAGGUGGAGCGUGCGAGGCCGCCCCUCGCUCACGAGGCGAAAGGCGCUGCCCCCAUACCGGCACCCCGAAAGAAAAUGGCCGCAAAAACAUCUGGCGGUCCCAAAAANUGA
Molecule: messenger RNA, 1849 nt
Organism: Bombyx mandarina (wild silkworm)
Lineage: Eukaryota; Metazoa; Arthropoda; Insecta; Lepidoptera; Bombycidae
Source: RefSeq, a predicted model, not a curated record